Messenger RNA from Hansenula ciferrii, 3621 nucleotides. RefSeq names its product ribosome biogenesis protein URB2 (gene URB2). NCBI's taxonomy places the organism in Eukaryota, Fungi, Ascomycota, Saccharomycetes, Phaffomycetales, Wickerhamomycetaceae. Gene Ontology annotation, cellular component: nucleolus. Gene Ontology annotation, biological process: ribosome biogenesis. The record is from RefSeq and is a predicted model, not a curated record. The coding region runs from base 1 to 3621 and encodes 1206 amino acids. The transcript is spliced from 3 exons.
AUGAAUCAGAUACGGUCAGCUGAGGGUAUCACGAGGUUCUUGAGAUCAAAAGAUACUAGUAUAGAUGAAGUGGUUCAAGUUGGUUAUGAGUUAUUACAGGGCCAAUUGAACGUAUAUUUACCUAAUAAGAAGUCAUUUGUGUUUGAAUUACUAUGUGAUAGACUUAGUGAUGUCAAGACCAAGAAAUUCAGAACUCAGAGCUCAAUUUGGUCAUUAUUAUAUUAUACAUGGUGUGAAUUAGAUGAUGAACCAAAAUUAAGAAAUAGAAUAUUUCAAAAUCUUAAAUUUGGUGAAGCUUUAGUUGAUGGGCUCAGUCAUGUUGAUAAUGAUAUCAGUUUCAUAAAUGCAUUGUCUGAUAUCAUGAAUGCUACUAGAUUAGCCUCAUUAAUUGGUUCAAAUACAUUAGAAUAUUCAAUUGAUAUAUUGUCAAAAUAUCUUGAAAUUAUACAAAAUAUCAAAGAAAAUCUAUCAGACGCUGAACUGGGAAAUCAUAUCCAUACCAUUACAUCAUUUUAUCAAACUAUAAUAUCAGCUGAAAAUUUGAACAAAAAAUACAUCUUAAAAUUUGCAUCAAUAGCAUUACCAAUAAUUUUACAAUUAUCUGCAUCUAUACACAACACAGAGAAUAAUAAACAGCAUACUGAACUCUUAAGCAUUAUCAAGAAAGUUUUAUUGAAUAAAGAACAAAAAGAAAAUCUAAUACCCAAUUUAGAAGCAUUAUUAAAAUCCAAACCAACUAAUGAAAGUCUUGUAUUAUAUUAUGAUAUAUUACUUGAUACAAUUUCAAAAGAUGAUAUCAAAACAGCUGAAAAAUUAUUUACAUUAAUAACUAAUAAAACCCCUGGAAUUACAAGUUUAUUAUUAAAAUCAUUAUCAAAUUUGAAAAGAACUUUAUCACAAUCAUUUUUAGAUGAUAUUAUCAUUAAAGAAUUUGAUAACAAGACUCAAGAUUGGAAUUUAAUCCUUUCUGUAAUUCAAUUAGAUAUUGAAAUUGGUAUUAAACAUGCUGAACAAAUCUUUAUAUCUUUAGAUUCACAAAAAAAUGAAAAUUGGUUAAAAUUAGGUGAACAAUUAUUAAAUUGUUUUAUAAGAGCUAGAGAAUUUUUAAAUUUUUUCAAAUUAUUGAGGAAAAUCCUUAUUGAAACUGAAUAUUCAUCAUAUUGGUCAAGUAUUGAAUUUAGUGAUUUAAUUUCUCAAAAUGUUUAUGUCCUAUCAAUUACAGAAAUGAAUAAAUUAACUGAAUCAAUUUUCCAAGGUGAACAAACUCCUAAUAAAGCUGAUUAUAUCUUGUUAAAUUCCAUUGUUCAAGGUUUAUUCAAUACUCAAGAUAUUACAUUAGUUGAACAAUCUAAAAACUUAUUAAAACCUAUUUGGGAAAUCAAUGAUGAUGAUGAAGAAUUAUGGAGAUUAAAAUAUCAAAUUUUAUGUCUUUAUGAAGAUAUCUUGGAUCAAGAUUCAAUCUCCACAGUCGUUGAAAAAAGUGGGAACCCAUCAAGUUUAAAUCAAUUCUAUUUAUUAUUUCGUAUUAGAGAAAUUUUUGAAUAUGAUUUUAGACCAAUUGUGGAGAAUUUUUUAAAAUUCUUGGAAAGGGAAUCUAAAAAUAAUUCUAAUAUUUUCCAAAUCAUAUUGAAUAGAUGGUUUGUAUUAAUUAAUGAAUUUUUCCAACCUUUAGAAAUUACAAAAUUUUGUGAAUUAAUUUUCUCAGUUCCAAAUGAUGAUUUAAAUAAAUUAUUUGAAAAUGAUUACCUUUUUGAACAACAAAAAUUAACUGAAGGUUUCAUUGAAUAUAUAAGUAAAUCACUUGAUUCCAAAAAAUCCUCAAAUUCGUUACAAAAAAUUGAAAUUUUAGCCAAGUUCCCAAUUCAAUGUUAUCCAAAGAGAAUUAAACAUGUUAUUUUAGAUCAACUUGUUGAAAUAUUAUUUAAAUCAUCCACAUCUCAAUCACAAAAUGAAAUUAUUUUAAAUUCAAUCAAGCAUAUAAUUUCAACUUCACCAACUUUUAAAUCAAAGAUUGAAAUUGAUUUAACUACAAUUUUUAAAUUUGUUGAAAAAAAUCCAAAUUCUGAUAUUUUCAAUAAAGUGUGGAAUCAUCAUUAUCAACAAAGGAAGGAAGUUUCAAGCUCUAAAAUCAUAAAUGAAUUAAUACAAAAAUGUGUUCAAAAAUUAUCAAAAAAUAAUCAAAAUUUAUCAUCAAGUUUUUAUAUAUCUUUUAUAAUUUUAAAAAAUUCAUCAAGUAAUGAAAUUGAUACUGACCAAUUAUUAAAUUCAUUUAUAUCAGCUUCCAAGACAUUAUUCCAUGAAUUUAUUAAAUCAGAUUCCCCAAAAUCAAUUAAAGAUAUAACAUGGUUAUUAGGUUCAUUUGCAGAAUUAAAUUUAUCUUUCCAAGAUUUCCAAUCAUUAAAACCAUUAAUUUUAAAAUUUUCAUCAAAAUUAAAUAAUACAAAUGAUGAUUUAAUAAUUAAUGCCAAAAUUAAUAUUUUUAAAUUAUUUUGUCAAUAUUUUAAUGAAAGUGAUGAUAUUAAAUAUUUUGAAAGUUUAUAUAUUGUUUUGAGAGAACAAGGUGGUGUUAAAGAUGAAUUGUUAACAAGUUUAAGUUUUGUUUUUGGGAAACUUUCAAAUAAUGUUUUCAUUCAUGGGUUUAAUCAUUUAUUAUAUUCAAUUGAUCAGGAUGAAUUAAUGGUUUAUAAUUCAGAGAUUUUAGGAUUAUAUUGGAAAUUUUUCAAACGUGAAGAUAAUAAUGUAAUUAAUGAUUUUGUUAGAUCAAUUUCUAAGAUUUUAUUAAAUUUUAAUAAAUUUAUUCAUUCAGAAUCAAUUAUUAAUGUUUUAAUUUCAAUUAGAUCAAUUUUAUUAGAAAAAACAUGGAUAAUAAAUCAAUAUGGAUUAGAAUUAAUUUUAUCAUUACUUUCCCGGGUUUCAGAUUCAUUAAUAUUGGAAAAUAAUGAAUUUAGUGAAUUAAUUUAUCAAAAUUUAACAUUAACUUUAUCAAAUAUAUUAUUAAUUCAUAGAUUUAGAUUAUCAAAUCGUCAUCAUAUCUUGUUAAAUUUAUUCAAAUCAUUAUUAUUAAAUUUAUCAAAAGUUAACCCAAUUAGGAAAUUACCAUAUUCAAUCAAAAAUGCAGAUUCAAUGUCUCGUGUUUUAAAUAAUCUUUGUGAACCACCAAUUAAUUUUAAAGAUCAAAAUUCAAAUUCAUUAACUUCAUCAAAUUCGUUGGUUAAAAAAUCAUUAAGAAAAUAUUUAUCAACAUUAUUAUGUUCAUUUAUUUUUUUUAAUUUAAAAUAUUCUUAUGAUUCUCAUAUUCGUGAAAUUUUAUUACCAGGUAUUUUCAAUAUAUUUGAUGUAUUAUCACAAAAUGAAUUAAUUUUGGUUAAUACAUUAUUAGAUAAUUCAGGUCCUCAACAAGGCUAUGGUGGAUAUCAACAAGGUCCACCUCAACAAGGUUAUUAUCAACAAGGUCCUCAACCUGUUUAUACUCAACAACCUCCUCAACAAAAAGAAAGUGGAUGUUGUGGUACUUGUUGUAAAAUCUUGUGUUGUGCUUGUCUUUUAGAAAUGUUGUGUGGUGAUUGUUGUGGUGGUGAUGAUUAUGGUCCAGGUGGUCCAGGUGGUCCAGGUGGAUAUUAG